AUGAAUGAUAAGCCUACUCAUGCUGUAGGCUUGCCACCUGUCAGGGUCCACUACUAUGUGCAGUCACACAUUCAAAUUAAUGAGUACCGGGAUCGUGUAGUUCUGCCUGCUGCAACAAAGAAGUAUGGGCGGCAUAUAGGCACAUGCCUGAAGGUCUUGGAUAUGACUGGGCUAAAGCUUUCUGCAUUAAGUCAAAUAAAGCUAUUAACCAUCAUAUCUACUGUUGACGACCUAAACUAUCCAGAGAAGACAGGAACUUACUAUAUAGUCAAUGCUCCAUAUAUAUUUUCCGCAUGCUGGAAGGUUGUGAAGCCUCUUUUGCAAGAAAGGACAAGAAGGAAAGUGCGAGUACUGCAAGGUUGUGGCCGAGAUGAGUUAUUGGAGGUAAUGGAGUAUGAGUCCCUUCCACAUUUCUGUAGAAGAGAAGGAUCUGGAUCGUCUCGUUAUUCUCCAGGAGCUGAUGACUGCUUCUCCUUAGAUCAUCCUUUUCAUCAACAGCUCUACAGCUACAUCAAGCAGCAAGCCUUACACCAGGAAUUCGUUGCUCCCAUCAAACAAGGGUCCUUCCAUGUAGAUGUGCCUGAAUCAGACCUUGAGGGAACAAACAUUGUUAAAACUAUAGAGUCUGAGCUCCAUAACAUUGAUGACCGAAAUGGGCUUCCUCACUCAAUGAACAAGCUUAAAAUUGACAGUGCAUGAAAGUGCACUUGCUAGGGAUAAUAUUUAAAACUACAGUUUGCCCUUGCUAAUCCCCUAACAAAGGUUUGUGCAGUAAAUCAGUUUGAGUUCUGUUGUUUUUCCGUCCAGACACAAUUGUUGAUGUACAAGAAGUGGGUGCGCCCCCUCAGUGCUGGCUCUAUAGGAGGGUGGAGACAGCAACAAAGGCCCUCUAAUAUUUAGCCCGGUAGGGGGAGAGAGUUGCAAGUCAUAGUGUAACUUAAUCUGAAAAUAUAUCGCAAAUGUUCGGUAGUCUAAAUACUUAUUUCUCUAGGUUAAAUGUUACCAGAAGCUUGUAGUAUUUUGCAUAUUGAAGUAUAUGUUGUAUGUUGUAUGGCCUGCUCUAAUUUUCAGGGCAUAAUAAAAUGAAUUUUCUGA
This is a messenger RNA of Phoenix dactylifera (date palm), 1095 nucleotides long. The record is from RefSeq and is a predicted model, not a curated record. Lineage: Eukaryota; Viridiplantae; Streptophyta; Magnoliopsida; Arecales; Arecaceae.